CUUGAGUGGUGGUUAGAGGGCAUGUGACGUUUAGGCCAGUGACGUCACGAACUUGUUCAGGCGUUCGACACGACACUACUGACGUUCGACACUAAAAACAAAGAAACGAAAAUGGCUUCUUCGCCGAGUGUUUAUGAUCUUAUUUCCCAAGCCGUUGAUACAAACUCAGUUUCCGAAAUGAAUUCCGCCAUAUCCUCAUUCUCACGGUUUGAAAUUUUGGCCAGUUUAUCCCAGUGCAACCAUGAAGAUGAAACACCUCUAGUAGUCGCCAUGAAGAAAAAUCAUCUUGUGGUGUUCAGAGAGUUAGUGCAAAUUGUAAAAAAUGAAUUUCUUGUGAAUGUUGAGUCUGGGCCAACUUGUUCACUGAUCAUUGUUAAACUUUUUUCAAAUAAAAUUCCAAUUUUGGAAUUGAUUGAUAACAUGGUUGAUGUGGGUGAGUGGCAGUGCGAUGUGUUGGUGAGUGCAAUGUCUUGGUGGAACUUUAUUGCCAACUCUUGCAUCGAGUCCCACUCCAUCCCUCGACAAGCAAAGAUUACUGCAUUGGAACUUCUUGGUGCUGCUUUUUUCUUUGCAACGAUUUACAAUCCCGAUACAGAUUGUUUACUUCAACAAACAGUGUAUGGACUAAAGUGCUGGGAAGAAGCCACUAUUCUUCGUUUCUACCCAGGUGAACUCCCUUUACCCAAGAUACCUUUGGGGAUUUCUGACAAAAUUUUUGGAUCUGCAACUGAAUUCAUGUCAUUGGAAAAAAUUGAAGAAUGGGGACAAGAGUUGCGUCGUUUUGAAGCAUCAAAUCAAAAUUUUCCAUCUCUGCGUCAAACCCUCUGCAUUCAGGCUCUUCUUGUGCUCAAUAGAAUUUGUAGUCAAGCCAAUCCCAAACCAUCUAGUCCCUGCUGCCUCUAUCUGGAGAGUUUAUUUGCGUAUGGAACUUACUCGCUUUAUUGCUCUAGUCAAUACAGUCAUGUGCGUUUUGUGAUCUGUACUUACCUACUACUCCUGGAACAAAUGACUGGAUUCGACCCGAAAAUGACUAACCCCAGAGCCAUUCAACUUUUCAAUUAUGUCCUACCUAAAAUAUUAAACUGUUUCACCAAAUUGCUAAAUAGAUCGGACUACAGCCCAGAACAAGUUGAAUUUUCUCCGGCAGAUUGUCUGGCGGUAAUAAAAUUCUGCACCACGAUUGCAACAUUUUUCCCAAAACCGACUGUCUUUUCAAGUCCUCACACUCCUGAGCUCUUUCGAAGAGCUUGGCAUUUUAUUUCGAUAAUCCUGGUUGAAUAUUUUCCUCAUCAGUUGAACGAUCGAGACCAGAAAGAGUUGGAGAAAUACAUCUUGAAUGACAUCCGCUACAACGAAAAAGACACGUCUACUCUACUGCAUGCAUGCAUGCAUGCUCCAGUAUACCUACGUCGCUACUGCUCGUAUCCCCACUUACCUCUGAAAAGCAUCCAUCUGUUCCUUGAACUCGGCGUAGACCCGAACGCCACCGAUAAUUAUGGAAGAACUGCCCUUCACAUCUUGGCUCAACUCAGGAAAAGCUAUUCUGAUAGCGGAUUGCACCAACGAAUGUUUAAAACCCUGGUGCAAGCCGGAGGCCAUUUGGACAUGGCGACACCGGAAGGUGAAACAGUCAUCAGCAUGCUGAAGGAUACUACACGUGAAGAUGAUGGUAGACAUCCCUAUUUUGAUUCUGUAAUCAAUGGCGUCUUUCCGCUAUCCUGUAUCUGCGCUCGAGUUAUUCGGCAGAAUGGGAUUCCAUUCCACGACGAUCGAAUUCCACUUAAUCUCCAGACUUUCGUCUCUUGGCAUAGCAGCGUACGCGGACAAUCUGGAACCCAAGAUAAACAGUAAUUCCACCGAAUUCCACAUCUCAAGAAAAUGAAAAUCAUCUUGUGAUCGAUUGAUAGCUGUGAAUUCCGUUUUGAACUGUUGGCCAAUUUCUCAAUGGUCUCGUCUUGAACUUGUGUUCCAAAUUUCAUUUUUGUUUGUGUUGCUGUUGCAUUUCAAAACCUGGUUUCUUUGAUUAGUUGGACCUAGAAAUUCUUUCCGAGUGUGGUUGAGUUGUGUGCAAAAUUAUCAAUAGAAAAUGUGGUUGACAUUUGUCAGUCCAUGGAUUCAA
Molecule: messenger RNA, 2119 nt
Organism: Daphnia pulicaria
Lineage: Eukaryota; Metazoa; Arthropoda; Branchiopoda; Diplostraca; Daphniidae
Product: protein fem-1 homolog B-like
Exons: 2
Coding region: 112-1851 (579 amino acids)
Molecular function (GO): protein binding
Source: RefSeq, a predicted model, not a curated record